Messenger RNA from Scutellospora calospora, 2383 nucleotides. The record is from the annotation of a GenBank genome assembly. Lineage: Eukaryota; Fungi; Glomeromycota; Glomeromycetes; Diversisporales; Gigasporaceae.
CUCGAAAGGACCACAGCCAGACUUGCAGAGAUCGAAGCUCGCAAUGAGCAAAUGCGCGUCGAACUUGCGCAGUCUGCAAGCCAAUCAUCCGGCAGAAGCACUGCUGUUGAAGACGAGCCAGCUUACCUCCGUCUGCGCUCUGAGAACUCGUCACUUCUUCGCCGCAUUGACAACGCCCGCUAUGACAAAGAGUCCGAAACAAGUGCACUCGAAAGCAAACUCCGCGGCAUCGAGCGGGAGGUUGGCGCAUUGAAAGCGGACCGUGAGUCUCUACAAGCUCGGGUACAGAAAUGGAGCGAUUACGAUGAAGUCAAACGGGAGCUAGAGAUGCUGCGCUCCAUCGAAUUUGCUGCAGUCGACGAAGCAGAUCUGGAGCCCACAGAGGCGCCAUCUGCGAAUGGCAAUGCCGACAAAUCAAAGGGCGAAACGCUGGAGCAACUUCUCAUCGCACGAAACAAGAAAUUGAGCAAUGAGUUGACAGACCUCCGCGUCUCGAACAAUGAGCUGCAAAAGCGGCUUGAAGAACUGCAGGAGGACUUCUCGACGGCAAACGCCGAUCUUGAGAAAGCACAGAAUCUCAAUGCUUCGCUUGAGAAUGACCUGCAGCGGACGCAACAAGAGGCCUCAAACGCGUUUGAGACAAUGUCCGUCGCAGGCACCUACACAUCACGAUUCCCCAAAUCAGCGUACGGCAGCAGGCGAGGCGGUGCCACAUCGCCAACCUCUUCCAUCAUAGGAGGAUUCGAUCCAUCCUCAGGCUCAGGCCCAUCACUCCGACCAGGCGAAGGCGUAGAAGAAGAUCGGAGAGCUCGAGCAAGAGCUGCAAAAGCAAUACCAGACGGUCAGCACCCUGCGCUCCGAAGUCUCAAGCCUGCAAAAGGACAACCUCAACCUCUACGAGAAAACACGCUACGUCUCGACCUACAACCGCGGCGCCCAGCCUUCGACAUCGGGAAGCGCCUACGGCUCCAACCCCAACCCGUCCACCAUCCAAGUCUCCUCAGACAACACUUCCUCAGGCCUAUCACUAGACCGCUACCGCUCGACGUACGAAAGCAACAUCUCCCCCUUCGCCGCUUUCCGCGGCCGCGAGAGCGCACGAGCCUUGAAACGCAUGAGCUUGCCCGAGCGGCUUGUCUUCCAGAUCACGCGCCUUGUGCUGCAGACGCGGACGAGCAGGAACUUGUUUGCGAUGUAUUGCCUGGCGCUGCACUUGCUCGUCUUCACCAUGCUAGUCUUUCGAUGCGGGACGUUGUUCGAUUUUGGUUUGAUGGCAGAGCUAGUGCAAUUUGGCAAAGGAAAUCAAUUGACAAACCAGCGACCAGAUACACACCGACGAAGGCAGACCGCCAAAUGUCUCCAAGAAGCGACUCGAUAGAAAAAAAACCUGCUGUCAGCGUCAAUGCGAACCGCCAAAGACAAGACAAGUAUACAUCGGCUAAAGCAACAAAACACGCGACAACUCUUCGCGAAUCGGGCCUGGCCGCUCUACGACAAAGCCGAUUGGAUGCAAACAAUAUGCAAGUCAUUCGGUCGGACCGUCGUCUGGAAGCGCUGGCGUGGACCUUCUUCUCGACGCUUGUGAGCCUGUCGUUAGCCGCUGACGGCCUGAAAGUGGGGCUGGAGGCUGAGAGGUACAAUUCUUUGGUUGUGGCUGGGUGUUGGACGAAGAAUGGUGUUGCCGUCGCUGACUGGAGACUUUUUCGAUCACUUUCCGAGACCGUCACCAGAUUUUCGACUUUAAUCCGGCCUCCAGGUUUAGUUAAGCAUCCGAUUGAAACACUAGUACCAGAGCCGCCCGAAGGCCAUCCUACCGUCCAUCCUGCCGCCCAGCCUGCCGUGUUAUACAGCCAAUCAACCACUCGACCGGUAUACCUCUUCAACUUUAACGCCGUCCUACGCGCCGGGCGGCAAGCCGCAUUGCAUCGAACAAGGGUCACCAAGCCGCACGUCGUACAGCUUCAAGCCAUGUAUAUAGCAGGGCAGAACACGGCGCUUGACGGGGCAGGAAACAUAGCCUCGUCUUUUUCUGUCUUGUCUCAUCUUGCUCGUCCUCCUCCUCUCGAUCGUCUCCAUUGUCGAAACAGUCCAUCGAUCAUCGCUUGGGAAGGAAGACAGACAAUCGAUACCACAGCUUCGCUGCUUUACCAUCACAUCAACAUGAAGUUCCUACUUCACACGGCUUUGCUGGCCACGGUCACGAUCGCCGCACCAACUGCACACUGGGGACAGGAAUCUGAAGCCCAUGGCGGACGAGGAGCAUACAAUGGUUGGGACGAAUCUUCAAAAGCAGCCUCAUACGCCGACUUUGGCCGAGCAUGGCACCAUGGUCGAGGAUCGAAGCGAGGAUCAUGCGAUCUCAAGAAUGCAGUGAUGCCAGCAG